Messenger RNA from Drosophila ananassae, 483 nucleotides. RefSeq lists its product as uncharacterized. The transcript has a single exon. Lineage: Eukaryota; Metazoa; Arthropoda; Insecta; Diptera; Drosophilidae. The coding region runs from base 1 to 483 and encodes 160 amino acids. The record is from RefSeq and is a predicted model, not a curated record.
AUGCUCACUCCAAAGCUUCUUUUCGCCGCCAAUGGUACGAAGAUACAAACCUUUGGAGAAAAACGUAUAACAUUGUCGCUGGGAUUGGGACGGAACUUCGUUUGGACCUUCGUAUUAGCUGACGUCAGCUGCGCUAUCAUUGGAGCCGAUUUCCUUCAACAUUUCGACUUACUCGUCGAUAUGAAACGACGCAAACUCAUCGAUCGAGCUACGCUGCACGAAUCAACAUGUCACGCGCCUCAACGUAAAAUCAACGCGAUUUUAUCCUACGACACGAGCAACCAAUACGCUAGGUUGCUUCACGAAUACCGCGAUCUCGCAACGAUCAACUCGAACCGGCUGCCAGCAGAGUCCGAAGUAACGCACUUCAUCUCGACCAACGGCCCGCCUACUCACGCCCGUGCCCGACGACUAGCGUCCGACAAACUCAAAGCCGCACAAACUGAGUUCUUCUACCUCAUCGAAAAUGGAAUAUGUCGCUAG